This is a messenger RNA of Brassicogethes aeneus, 2082 nucleotides long. The record is from the annotation of a GenBank genome assembly. NCBI's taxonomy places the organism in Eukaryota, Metazoa, Arthropoda, Insecta, Coleoptera, Nitidulidae.
CGAGUCGAUAAAAUGUCCUAAUGCAACAUCGAAAAACGUGCGUAAGCGUGUGCUAAAGCGGCAGUGGUAGUGGGAAAGGACGUUGCAUUCGGCAAGCAAGGACCAUUACAGGACAGGACGUAAGCUCCGGUUUCCGUAACCCUUUGGGCUUUCGCGCGCCGGGAGUGGGGAUAGCAGCCGCGCCACGCUCAAAAGCUUUCCAGCACAAAACAAUCUCAACUGGACUGCAGUUCUGCGAACAGCUAUCCGAUUUUUCUUGAGUUUUGUUUUUUGUUAUAAUUUACUUCUACAUGGUAUGUGAUAUGGAUAACCAACACAGCAACCAUACCAAUGACGAUUCGCAACGUUCUCACAGUGCGGAGCCCAUCAACACAGUGUCCGGAAAUUCCGUUGUCUCGGGUAAUUGUGCCAGUGGUAGUAUAAGUGCAAGGCAAUCGCCGAAAAUUUGUGCACCACCUAUGACCGCCUCCAAUGCCAUUCUGCUCCAGAGGAACUCUUUGUCGCCCUCUGUACCCAGAAAAGUCAUGAGCAAGAACAACAACAACACCAUAUUCCCGACUUCCUAUCCAACAAACUUGGCCGAGCUCCAAUUGUACAGGGUGAUGCAAAAUGCGUCUCUUCUUCUGUAUUACGACACACUUCUGGAAAUGGGCGGUGAUGACGUCCAGCAACUAUGCGAUGCCGGCGAAGAGGAAUUCCUGGAAAUAAUGUCACUGGUUGGUAUGGCGUCAAAACCGCUUCAUGUGAGGCGAUUACAAAAAUCUCUGCAAGAAUGGGUGACAAACCCGACGAAAUUCAAAAUUCCCCUGGCACCAGGCGAAGACUUUGAGCUGGAACUGUCCAGCCCGAGAGUGACGAGCAACCACGGUUUUUACUCUGUAGAUAGCGGCGAUAGCAACAGAACCAUGUACUCCCCUUCCCCUGGUGAUAUUUGUGCCUUACCUCCUGUCUCCAGCCCUGGAUUAACCCUCAGCAAAAGACCUUACUCCCCCUUAGACCCAUCGUGCCCCCCAUCAUCUAGCUCCAGUCCCGGUUCCAGCAUGUCGGUGCAGCUGACGCCAACCCUAAUGGAAAACCAAAUAGUGAAGCUGGCAGCUGCAGCCGAAAGGCUCAGCAAAAGUUUACCAUCUUUCGAACCUAAACCGCACAACACCAAGAAAAAAGUGUGCAAGGAACUUGAGCUGGUGAUGUCGAUGCCUGAGAAUGAUCCGAGAAGAAUGGACGAAAUUAGAAGAUAUGCCGCUAUUUAUGGCAGGUUUGAUUGCAAAAGAAAGCCGGAAAAACCUUUGACACUGCACGAGGUUUCCGUUAACGAAGCGGCUGCCCAAAUUUGUAGGUUUAUCCCGGCCCUUCUUACCAGAAGAGACGAAUUAUUCCCUUUAGCUAGACAAGUAGUCAAGGAUUCUGGAUGUUACUACUCCAAAACCCAGUUGUCUUCAGUGUAUAUGAACAAAACUAUGGGUCAGGAUUUGAUGGACUCGAUGAACAGGGGCAGUCCUAGGAUAGUAACCUCGGAUAGCGACGGUCAUGUAAUAAAAAAGCCAAAGUUAGAGCCGGUUUCUGAUUGCGAUGACCAACGUCAGGAUUCUUGCUAUGAAGACGCUGUUGUCAUGAGAAGUUCUCUUCAUUCCUUGUUUCAAAACCAUUCCAAGAAUAAUUCUAGGGGCACACGUAGAUCUUCAUUAGGAUUAGAAUUAGAAGAUAACGACUCCCACUUUUCAUACAGCAAUUCUAGUUCACCUAAGUUUGGUCAAGAGCAAGACGGUUCCAGCGGAAACUCUUUGCACAAAAAGGCAGAAAGUCAGGGAGACGUGGAGGAGGAUUUGAGCAAGUUUUCUCCAAAGGUCCAAGUUAUAGCUGCUAGCGGGGACAAUAUUAUAGCUGUUGCCAAUCCAGCUUUGGCUAUGUCUCCAGCUAUAAUCCAACCGAUCGCUGCUUUGAAAGAAUCCCGAAAUAAUUCCGACAAAGAAUGACUUUUGUUUACUGAUUUAUAUACACUUCAUACUGUGAUUUAACUAUAUUUUUAACAAAACUUGUUAGUUGACUGACUACUUUGUAAUUUAAUUAUUAAUAGUGAAUGUU